CGCUUUGCCUGUCAUUUCACGACUAAUCCUGUGAGCUGAUCGGUCUAUUUUAUUUUAUUGAGAGAUCGAGAGCAUUGAAAUUUGCUCGUCAUGGCCGCAGACCCCCGUGUCCUUCUGCAGAAAGCCGAUAAGGCACUUUCCGGCGCAUCUGGAGGCUUCAGUCUCUUUGGCGGACGGACUGAGAAAUAUGAGAAUGCCGCCGACCUGUAUACCCAGGCUGCAAACGCCUUCCGAGUCCAGAAGAUGAACAAGGAAGCUGGGUUAGCAUUUGAGAAGGCGGCCACCAUCCAGUCUAAGAACCUGAACGAGCCUGAUGACGCCGCCAACACGUUAACCGAAGCGUUUAAGGUCUACCGCAAAUCAGACCCAGAGGAUGCCGCGCGGGUGCUGUCGAGCGCCAUCCAGCACUAUGUGCUGAAGGGGAACCUCCGCCGAGCGGCUACGCAGCAGCAGUAUUUGGCGGAAGUGUACGAGGUGGAGCUGGGAGAUAUGAAGAAGGCGCUGGAGGCUUACGAGAAGGCUGCCGAGUGGUUUGAGAGCGAUAACGCUGAAGCGCUCGCAAAUAAACACUACCUCAAGGUAGCGGAUCUGGCGGCGCUUGAAAAUGACUACUACAAGGCCAUCGGGCACUACGAGCGAGUCGGCCGGUCGUCUAUGAACAACAACCUGACCAAGUGGUCGGUGAAGGACUAUUUCUUGAAGGCAGGGAUCUGCCACCUUGCUACCAAUGAUCUCGUGGCCACCAACCGUGCUCUCGAGAACUACCGAGAUAUUGACCCAACGUUUGCUUCGACCAGAGAGCAUCAGCUGCUUGUCGACCUUGUCCAGACAAUGGAACAGGGCGACCAGGAAGCCUUUGCCGAUAAACUGUUCCAGUUUGACCAGCUCAGUAAGCUGGAUAAGUGGAAGACCACCUUAUUACUGCGCAUCAAGAACAACAUCGAGGAAGCGGAGGAGGACUUUGCGUAAACUUGCUACUCUGGACGAAAAUGAGGUUAUUUUUAUGUCUUUUUCUUGGAUGGUUCUUGAUGAAAUGCCAGUAGACAGAGUGGAGUGUUUGUGCUAUCUAUUAUUACUUCCAUAUUAUGCAGGCAGGCCUUCUGCCUAUCUUUACCCCAUCAAUAACAGAACUAUAUAUAUUGAAUCUUCCUGUGA
Messenger RNA from Penicilliopsis zonata CBS 506.65, 1155 nucleotides. RefSeq lists its product as hypothetical. Bases 91 to 969 code for a protein of 292 amino acids. The record is from RefSeq and is a predicted model, not a curated record. Gene Ontology annotation, biological process: intracellular protein transport; SNARE complex disassembly. Gene Ontology annotation, molecular function: syntaxin binding; soluble NSF attachment protein activity. The transcript has 5 exons. NCBI's taxonomy places the organism in Eukaryota, Fungi, Ascomycota, Eurotiomycetes, Eurotiales, Aspergillaceae. Gene Ontology annotation, cellular component: vacuolar membrane; SNARE complex.